AUGGGCAGCAAAAGGUGCAGUUUUUUGGGGUAUCUGGAGUUAAUUUUUUUCACAUUUCAUCUUUGCCGUGGAGACAUCAGUUAUUCUGUUCCAGAGGAAAUGAAACGUGGAUCCGUGAUCGGAAAUAUCGCGAAGGAUAUUGGACUGGAUUUGGGCAGGUUGUCCGCUCGCAGGGCGCGCGUGGACUCCGAGGACAACGGAGUCCAGUACUGCAGCGUGAACCUGAACACGGGAGAGCUGGUUGUUCAGGAGAGGAUUGACAGAGAGGGCCUUUGUGCGAAGAAGACUUCAUGUAUUCUGAAACAGGAGCUCGUGCUGGAAAACCCUUUGGAGCUGCAUCGCUUUAAUAUCCGCGUACAGGACAUAAACGACAACGCACCACAAUUUAAAGAGGACACGCUUAAAUUUGAGAUCAGUGAAUCGGCUGUUAAGGGAGCACGAUAUCCAUUAGAUGAAGCUUACGAUGGAGACAUUGGGGAAAAUAGUGUUCAGGGUUACACCCUGCAAGACAACAAACACUUUGCGCUGGACGUUAAAACAAAGAGCAAUGGCCGAAAGUAUAGUGAAUUAGUUUUGGACAAGGAGUUAGAUAGAGAGGAAAAUAACGAGAUCACACUUGUGUUGACUGCGUUUGAUGGCGGCUCUCCUCAGAGAUCAGGCACAGUAGUCAUCCAUGUCACUGUUCUUGACGCUAAUGAUAAUGCGCCAGUGUUUAGUCAGACUGUGUAUAAAGCGAGUCUUCCAGAAAACUCUCCUCCAGAUACACUGGUUAUUACAGUCACUGCUACUGAUGCGGACGAGGGAAUAAAUGGUGAAAUAAUAUAUGGCUUUGACCACCCUUCGGAUGACGACAAAAUAUUUACGUUAAAUCCGUCUACUGGGGAGGUUAGAGUUGCUCAGUCUUUGGAUUAUGAAAAAGAAUCAUCAUAUGAAAUUCAAAUUAGUGCAAAAGAUGGACUUGGACUGGCUUCUUAUGCAACUUUAUUUGUUGAAAUUUCAGACGUAAAUGACAAUGCUCCUGUUAUAUUUCUAAAGUCACUGUCCAAUCAGAUCCCUGAGAAUGUGUCUCCUGGUACAGAGGUGGGCAUCAUUAAUGUACAGGACAGAGACUCAGAGAACAACAGACAGGUCCGCUGCUCCCUUCAGACUGGGGUCCCUUUCAAGUUAGUACCUUCCAUUAAAAACUAUUAUUCUCUAGUGACCACAGAACAGCUGGACCGUGAGCUAGUGUCUGAUUACAACAUUACAAUCAGUGCCACUGACGAGGGCUCUCCCCCUCUGUCCUCCUCUAAAACUGUCCACUUAACUGUAGCUGACAUCAAUGACAACCCUCCUGUGUUUGAGGAGCAGUCCUACAGCGCACAUGUGACUGAAAACAACAAACCUGGCUCCACUUUAUGUUCUGUUGCCGCUCGAGACCCAGACUGGAGACAAAACGGGACAGUGGUUUAUUCUCUGUUACCUGGUGAGGUGAAUGGGGCCCCAGUGUCCUCCUAUGUCUCUGUUAAUGGAGACACAGGGGUGAUCCAUGCUGUGAGGGCUUUUGAUUAUGAACACUUCAGGAGUUUUAAAGUCCAUGUGAUGGCCAGAGACAAUGGCUCUCCUCCACUCAGCAGCAACGUGACAGUCACUGUGUUUAUAUCUGAUGUGAACGACAACUCUCCUCAAAUACUGUACCCCACCCCGGAGGGGAACUCCUUCAUGACUGAACUGGUCCCUAAAGCUGCACAUGCAGGCUCUCUGGUGUCCAAAGUGAUAGCAGUGGACGCAGACUCUGGACAGAACGCCUGGCUGUCCUAUCACAUCGUCAAAUCCACUGAUCCUGGACUUUUUACUAUUGGUCUCCACAGUGGAGAGAUCAGGAGCCAGCGGGACAUCUCUGAGUCUGACAGCAUGAAACAGAACCUUAUUGUGGCAGUGAAGGAUAACGGACAGCCUCCUCUCUCUGCCACCUGCUCCAUGUAUUUACUGAUCUCUGAUAACUUGGCUGAAGUGCCUGAACUCAAGGACAUUUCUUAUGAUGAGAGAGACUCAAAGCUGACAUCCUAUCUGAUCAUUGCACUGGUGUCAGUGUCCACAUUUUUCCUCACCUUCAUUAUUAUUGUCCUGGGUGUGAGGUUCUGUCGCAGGAGGAAGCCCAGACUGUUGUUUGAUGGAGCAGUUGCAAUCCCCAGUGGUUAUCUGCCUCCUAAUUAUGCAGAUGUUGACGGCACAGGAACUUUACGCAGCACUUACAACUAUGAUGGAUACAUGACAACUGGAUCCAGGACAAGUGACUUUAAGUUUGUCUCGUCCUACAAUGACAACACACUGCCUGCAGAUCAGACACUGAGGAAAAGCCCCACUGACUUCUCUGAUGUUUUUGGAGAUUGUGAUGUCUCUCCUGAGGUAGGCACACUUACACUGGUUAUUACAGUCACUGCUACUGAUGCGGACGAGGGUCUGAAUAGUGAAAUUACCUAUCAGUUUGAUGAUCAUGUGUCAAAUAAAGACAGUAAUGCGUUUUCCAUUGAUUCCAAAACUGGACACGUCACGGUGAAAAAUUAUAUUGACUAUGAAAAAACAUCUUCCUAUGAAAUGCCAAUCAGUGCCAAAGAUGGUUUAGGGCUGGUCUCCUAUGCAACUUUAAUGAUUGAUAUCACUGAUGUAAAUGACAAUGCUCCUAUCAUUAAACUGAAGUCAUUGUCCAAUCAGAUCCCUGAGAAUGUGUCUCCUGGUACAGAGGUGGGCAUCAUUAAUGUACAGGACAGAGACUCAGAGAACAACAGACAGGUCCGCUGCUCCCUUCAGACUGGGGUCCCUUUCAAGUUAGUACCUUCCAUUAAAAACUAUUAUUCUCUAGUGACCACAGAACAGCUGGACCGUGAGCUAGUGUCUGAUUACAACAUUACAAUCAGUGCCACUGACGAGGGCUCUCCCCCUCUGUCCUCCUCUAAAACUGUCCACUUAACUGUAGCUGACAUCAAUGACAACCCUCCUGUGUUUGAGGAGCAGUCCUACAGCGCACAUGUGACUGAAAACAACAAACCUGGCUCCACUUUAUGUUCUGUUGCCGCUCGAGACCCAGACUGGAGACAAAACGGGACAGUGGUUUAUUCUCUGUUACCUGGUGAGGUGAAUGGGGCCCCAGUGUCCUCCUAUGUCUCUGUUAAUGGAGACACAGGGGUGAUCCAUGCUGUGAGGGCUUUUGAUUAUGAACACUUCAGGAGUUUUAAAGUCCAUGUGAUGGCCAGAGACAAUGGCUCUCCUCCACUCAGCAGCAACGUGACAGUCACUGUGUUUAUAUCUGAUGUGAACGACAACUCUCCUCAAAUACUGUACCCCACCCCGGAGGGGAACUCCUUCAUGACUGAACUGGUCCCUAAAGCUGCACAUGCAGGCUCUCUGGUGUCCAAAGUGAUAGCAGUGGACGCAGACUCUGGACAGAACGCCUGGCUGUCCUAUCACAUCGUCAAAUCCACUGAUCCUGGACUUUUUACUAUUGGUCUCCACAGUGGAGAGAUCAGGAGCCAGCGGGACAUCUCUGAGUCUGACAGCAUGAAACAGAACCUUAUUGUGGCAGUGAAGGAUAACGGACAGCCUCCUCUCUCUGCCACCUGCUCCAUGUAUUUACUGAUCUCUGAUAACUUGGCUGAAGUGCCUGAACUCAAGGACAUUUCUUAUGAUGAGAGGGACUCAAAGCUGACAUCCUAUCUGAUCAUUGCACUGGUGUCAGUGUCCACAUUUUUCCUCACCUUCAUUAUUAUUGUCCUGGGUGUGAGGUUCUGUCGCAGGAGGAAGCCCAGACUGUUGUUUGAUGGAGCAGUUGCAAUCCCCAGUGGUUAUCUGCCUCCUAAUUAUGCAGAUGUUGACGGCACAGGAACUUUACGCAGCACUUACAACUAUGAUGGAUACAUGACAACUGGAUCCAGGACAAGUGACUUUAAGUUUGUCUCGUCCUACAAUGACAACACACUGCCUGCAGAUCAGACACUGAGGAAAAGCCCCACUGACUUCUCUGAUGUUUUUGGAGAUUAUGGUGGAAAGAAUCCGGACAUUUUUAGAAUACGGAAAAUAAUGGACGGGAAAAGGCAAAUUUUUCUGUGGUAUUUGGCCUUCAUUUUUUUCGAUUUUCAUCUUUGCCAUGGAGACAUCAGUUAUUCUAUUCCAGAGGAGAUGAAACGUGGAUCCGUGAUCGGAAAUAUCGCGAAGGAUAUUGGACUGGAUUUGGGCAGGUUGUCCGCUCGCAGGGCGCGCGUGGACUCCGAGGACAAAAGAGUCCAGUACUGCAGCGUGAACCUGAACACGGGAGAGCUGGUUGUUCAGGAGAGGAUUGACAGAGAGGGCCUUUGUGCGAAGAAGACUUCAUGUAUUCUGAAACAGGAGCUCGUGCUGGAAAACCCUUUGGAGCUGCAUCGCUUUAAUAUCCGCGUACAGGACAUAAACGACAACGCACCACAAUUUAAAGAGGAAACGCUUAAAUUUGAGAUCCGUGAAUCAACUGAGAAGGGAGCACGAUAUCCAUUAGAUGAAGCUUACGAUGGAGACAUUGGGGAAAAUAGUGUUCAGACUUACACCCUGCAAGACAACAAACAUUUUGCACUGACGUUAAAAACAAAGAGCAAUGGCCGAAAGUAUAGUGAAUUAGUUUUGGACCAAAAAUUAGACAGAGAGAGUAAUAACGAGAUCACACUUGUGUUGACUGCGUUUGAUGGCGGCUCUCCUCAGAGAUCAGGCACAGUAGUCAUCCAUGUCACUGUUCUUGACGCUAAUGAUAAUGCGCCAGUGUUUAGUCAGACUGUGUAUAAAGCGAGUCUUCCAGAAAACUCUCCUCCAGAUACACUGGUUAUUACAGUCACUGCUACUGAUGCUGACGAGGGAGUGAACGGUGAAAUAAUAUAUGGCUUUGACCACCCAUCGGAUGACGAUAAAAUAUUUACGUUGAACCCGUCCACUGGGGAGGUUAGAGUUGCAAAAUCUAUAGAUUAUGAAGAAGAAUCAUCAUAUGAAAUUCAAAUUAGUGCAAAAGAUGGACUUGGACUGGCUUCUUAUGCAACUUUAUUUGUUGAAAUUGUAGAUGUAAAUGACAAUGCUCCUGUUAUAUUUCUGCAAUCACUGUCCAAUCAGAUCCCUGAGAAUGUGUCUCCUGGUACAGAGGUGGGCAUCAUUAAUGUACAGGACAGAGACUCAGAGAACAACAGACAGGUCCGCUGCUCCCUUCAGACUGGGGUCCCUUUCAAGUUAGUACCUUCCAUUAAAAACUAUUAUUCUCUAGUGACCACAGAACAGCUGGACCGUGAGCUAGUGUCUGAUUACAACAUUACAAUCAGUGCCACUGACGAGGGCUCUCCCCCUCUGUCCUCCUCUAAAACUGUCCACUUAACUGUAGCUGACAUCAAUGACAACCCUCCUGUGUUUGAGGAGCAGUCCUACAGCGCACAUGUGACUGAAAACAACAAACCUGGCUCCACUUUAUGUUCUGUUGCCGCUCGAGACCCAGACUGGAGACAAAACGGGACAGUGGUUUAUUCUCUGUUACCUGGUGAGGUGAAUGGGGCCCCAGUGUCCUCCUAUGUCUCUGUUAAUGGAGACACAGGGGUGAUCCAUGCUGUGAGGGCUUUUGAUUAUGAACACUUCAGGAGUUUUAAAGUCCAUGUGAUGGCCAGAGACAAUGGCUCUCCUCCACUCAGCAGCAACGUGACAGUCACUGUGUUUAUAUCUGAUGUGAACGACAACUCUCCUCAAAUACUGUACCCCACCCCGGAGGGGAACUCCUUCAUGACUGAACUGGUCCCUAAAGCUGCACAUGCAGGCUCUCUGGUGUCCAAAGUGAUAGCAGUGGACGCAGACUCUGGACAGAACGCCUGGCUGUCCUAUCACAUCGUCAAAUCCACUGAUCCUGGACUUUUUACUAUUGGUCUCCACAGUGGAGAGAUCAGGAGCCAGCGGGACAUCUCUGAGUCUGACAGCAUGAAACAGAACCUUAUUGUGGCAGUGAAGGAUAACGGACAGCCUCCUCUCUCUGCCACCUGCUCCAUGUAUUUACUGAUCUCUGAUAACUUGGCUGAAGUGCCUGAACUCAAGGACAUUUCUUAUGAUGAGAGGGACUCAAAGCUGACAUCCUAUCUGAUCAUUGCACUGGUGUCAGUGUCCACAUUUUUCCUCACCUUCAUUAUUAUUGUCCUGGGUGUGAGGUUCUGUCGCAGGAGGAAGCCCAGACUGUUGUUUGAUGGAGCAGUUGCAAUCCCCAGUGGUUAUCUGCCUCCUAAUUAUGCAGAUGUUGACGGCACAGGAACUUUACGCAGCACUUACAACUAUGAUGGAUACAUGACAACUGGAUCCAGGACAAGUGACUUUAAGUUUGUCUCGUCCUACAAUGACAACACACUGCCUGCAGAUCAGACACUGAGGAAAAGCCCCACUGACUUCUCUGAUGUCUUUGGAGAUUGUGAUGUCUCUCCUGAGACCUUUAGGGUUUGA
This is a messenger RNA of Boleophthalmus pectinirostris (great blue-spotted mudskipper), 6459 nucleotides long. Its product is annotated as protocadherin Fat 3-like. Gene Ontology annotation, molecular function: calcium ion binding. The record is from RefSeq and is a predicted model, not a curated record. Gene Ontology annotation, biological process: homophilic cell-cell adhesion. Lineage: Eukaryota; Metazoa; Chordata; Actinopteri; Gobiiformes; Gobiidae. Gene Ontology annotation, cellular component: plasma membrane.